Peronospora belbahrii is the source of this 474-nucleotide messenger RNA. Lineage: Eukaryota; Oomycota; Peronosporomycetes; Peronosporales; Peronosporaceae. The record is from the annotation of a GenBank genome assembly.
AUGGCUCUUCGUAUUCUCUCGCAAACUCGUACUAUUACGUCAGCAGCUUCUGUCGCGUGGCGUGUAGCUGGUCAAAGUCCUUUGGGUCUUGCUUUUUUUUCGACCAAAUACACGCCACAGCAUGAGUAUGUGACAAUAAAUGGCAAGGAAGGCACGAUUGGAAUCACUGAUUUUGCCCAGAACUCACUGGGUGAUGUCGUAUAUGUGGAUCUACCAUCGGUGGGUGAUAAGUUUAAGAAAGGUGAUGCUUUCGGUGCCGUCGAGUCCGUUAAGGCCGCUAGUGACGUGUACACGCCCGCUUCUGGUACUGUGACGGCCGUCAAUGAGAAUUUGGCUACUGAACCUAAUCUCGUGAACGACGAAGCAAUGACUGGUGGCUGGUUUAUAAAGCUAGAGCUAGAUGAUGUGACUGACGUGGAUGACUUGCUUGAUGAGGCCGCUUACAAAGAGCUUUGUGAGAACGAGGAGCACUAG